This is a messenger RNA of Impatiens glandulifera, 2063 nucleotides long. RefSeq lists its product as uncharacterized. The record is from RefSeq and is a predicted model, not a curated record. The transcript is spliced from 7 exons. Bases 304 to 1896 code for a protein of 530 amino acids. Gene Ontology annotation, molecular function: zinc ion binding. NCBI's taxonomy places the organism in Eukaryota, Viridiplantae, Streptophyta, Magnoliopsida, Ericales, Balsaminaceae.
UUUUCCUGUAACUCUCAUUUUUCUGAUCUUCUUUGUCUGCUUGCUACUAUCUUCUCUCUACAUUCUCUGUUAAUGUUAUGAACACCCGUCGAAUCAGAAUCUGUCUCUCUCUGUACAUACAACAUUGGCUGAUUUGAUGGUCCGGUGGGAAUUUGAAAGUUGUUUAUCCAAUUCAAUGCCGCGUUUAACUACUUGAGACCGCAAUUCACUUUGCUUUUUCAUCGAUCCAGUAUGAUUUAUAUACAAUAUAUACAUAUAUAGCAAAAACAUAGCUAGCUAGAUUGAAUAAGUUUGAAAUCUGAGAUGGAUUCGACUCCUCCGAAGUUAGUAGUGGUAGACGGCGGCGGUUACUGCGGUGAUGCUGCUGCUGCUGAAGAUGAUGAUGAUUGUUCCGUCAAUCGCCGGAUUUCUUCUCCGCAAACUCAAAGAGUUGAAGUUAUAAGUGAAAUAAUGGAAGUAUCAAAUAAGAAUCAAAACCUAUUACUUGAGAUUCCUUCAACAGAUUAUGUGAGACUAAACAUGCCAUCAACCCCAAACAGAACUCCAAAAAGAGUAAAUUUUUCGCCAGCACCUAGUCCUCCUCCUCUUUACACACCAAAAUUCACUUCACCAAGCCCUUCACCACCAUCUAAAACUACUAGAUCCAUGAAGAGUUUGCUACCAAAGUUAAGUUUUAAGUUUCGGAACAAUUCAUCCGAUAUUGAAAAGGCUUCUCUCAAUACUUGGGGCGAAUCGCCUGUAAGAAGAUGGGAUAAACCUUCAAUUUCCAGGACUUUGUCCCUCACAAAGCUAUUCACACCCAAAAUGAACAGGACUUCUUCCUUACCGGUGACUCCAAUUGCUCAUUCAAAUCCAGAGUCAAUGCAUGGAGGAGCAUAUAGAACUAAUGACGAUUCCAGUAGAGGGAAUCUCAAUACACAUCCUAUACAUCGUUCACGAUCUGUCCCUGUUCUGUAUAAAGAUGGAAUCAUAAGACAGGUGGAUCCUCUCGGUGGUAUAAUUCGAGUUAUUCCAACUACUCCUCGAGUUGUUUUUGAUAGAAUAGAUCAUGCAAGUCCUAUCAUGUCUCCUCCAAUAAACAACACAGAUGGAGAAAACGGAGAUGCUAGUGAAGAUAUUCGACAGGAAGAAGCUGUGUGUAGAAUCUGUUGGGUUGAACUUGGAGAAGGGGCUUCUACUUUCAAAAUGGAAUGCAGCUGCAAAGGGGAGCUUGCAUUGGCACACCAAGAAUGUGUGAUAAAAUGGUUUAGUAUAAAAGGCAAUAAGAUUUGCGAAGUUUGCAAGCAGGAGGUUAAGAACCUGCCAGUCACACUCUUACGAAUUCAAAAUCCGCGUACAUAUCCAUCGGCUGGGACUCAUCAAGCUGAAGUUACACCACUCAGGGUUUGGCAGGAUGUACCGGUUCUGGUCAUUGUCAGCAUGCUUGCCUAUUUUUGUUUUCUAGAGCAGCUUCUGGUUAGAAAAAUGGGAUCGGGUGCAAUUGCCAUAUCCUUGCCUUUUUCCUGCAUUCUUGGUCUUUUAGCAUCUAUGACCUCAACAACAAUGGUGAGGAGAAAAUAUGCUUGGUUGUAUGCAACUAUCCAGUUUCUGAUGGUGGUUCUCUUUGCUAAUCUCUUUUACUCGCUCCUUCGAGUUCAGGCAGUUCUUUCGGUUCUGUUAGCAACAUUAGCCGGUUUUGGAGGAGCAAUGAGUGGAGCUUCGCUUCUUCUAGAGUUUCUCAAUUGGAGGGUAAGGAGGUUAAACGAGAGUAGGCCUCCUCCUAUGGAUGAGAGACCGCCGGAGACACAACAACAACAACCACCUGAUCAGUUACGUGAAACUGCAGAUGUGGUGUUGUCCCCCCAAACUGAGCCGCCUACUCGUCAAGAGAAUGCAGCAAGAAACAUUGAUACAUAAAACAUGAAUUGAUUGAUGAAUUGUAAAGAUGAGUGCCAAAAAAUGACUUGUAUAGUGUCGUUUUGUGUAAAGAAAUGUGAAAAAGAAGGGUGUGUCUGCCCCCAAAACAUUGUGAAAACACAUUGUGAAAACAUUGUGAAGUUAUGUUUUGAAAUAUCAUUAAUCUC